GUCGGACGCUCAAACGACUGAGCCACCCAGGCGCCCCUCAGUCUGUGUUCCUACCAGCAGGGCAUGAAUGUCAAAUGGCACUGGUCUCAAACUACAGCACAGCUUACCACACAGUGGGGGUGGGGAAGGCACUCUUCCAAGCCUAGGAGCCCACCCUCAUGACACUCUGUAUUUGUUUGCAGUCCCCCUCACCCCAGUAGGCAGCCUCCAUGGUCUUGCUCAUCAAUAGGGCCAACCGCCAAGUAGCAGGUUUUGCUAUAGCCGCCAUAGGAUGGAUCCUUACUGCCAAUUACAUGGGCCUUGUGGAGUGGUGAGUGUGGUACAUGGACAACACCUCUCUCUUUCCCUCUGGCAUGGUCUGUGUGGGAAUGUGGAAAGACUGUAUUUACCACCAUGUCAACAGCUACAACAGAACCAUAGGGUAUCACCAUUACACCUACCAUGAUACUUACCUCCCUUUUGUUUCUUUUGUUUUGAGAAAAACUCGUGUUUCUCAAAUUCUCCUGAUGGUCACCAGCCUCCUAGGUCUUUUGGGGAGAACCUCCAUCAUCUUUUCACUUAGGAAUGUGUUCAUGGUAAUUCUUAAGGAGAAUGCCACCGUCAGUUUUGUUGCAUCAGGAAUUCUGAACAUAGCUUCUGGUAUCUGUAUUUCAAUUGCUGUGAUCUGGAAUUACCGCUCCGUGAUGAAUGAAGAAGGUAUUGCCUUCCCACCGUCUCUCUCUAUACCCUUCAAACCCAAUACUCAGGAGACUGGCAGUGCCAUUCUGGUGGCAUGCCUGGCUGCCUUCAUGAUGUUGUUGAAUGGGUUGCUUUUCCUGUCUUACAAAUUCCCCCAGGUUAACCAAGCGCAUCCUGAAAUUGCAGAAAUGUAAAAUUCCUAGUUGCAAGUGCUUUGCAAAUGCAAGAUUAUCAAGAGUUUAUGGGAAGUAUUAGCAAGAUGCUCUACAAAUAGCUCCAAGGAUUCAAGACCAUGCCAGAGUUU
Molecule: messenger RNA, 982 nt
Organism: Lynx canadensis (Canada lynx)
Lineage: Eukaryota; Metazoa; Chordata; Mammalia; Carnivora; Felidae
Gene: CLDN34
Product: claudin 34
Biological process (GO): cell adhesion; bicellular tight junction assembly
Cellular component (GO): bicellular tight junction; plasma membrane
Molecular function (GO): structural molecule activity
Source: RefSeq, a predicted model, not a curated record